GUUUACGUUUGUGGUUGUCACUAUUUCCGGAAGAGAAAUGGCUGUCGCUCUAGCUGUAGUGGAGACACCGUCCGGGAAAGAUGCAAUUGCAGAAGGACUGCUUGACCUCUUAAAACCAGCUGUCCAGCAGCUUGAUCUUCAUGUACACUCAGUGAGGGAAAGCCAGGUGGAACUACGAGAACAAAUAGACAAUCUAGCCACAGAGCUGUGCAGGAUAAAUGAGCACCAGAAGGUGGUGCUAGACCUGGACCCCUAUGUGAAAAAGCUGCUGAAUGCGAGACGCAGGGUGGUGCUGGUCAACAACAUACUACAGAAUGCUCAGGAACGGCUGCGACGGCUCAAUCACAACGUCGCCAAGGAGACGGCGCGUCGAAAGACCAUGCUGGAGACCUCUGGAGCGUUCACUCCUCGGUCGCCUAGUAAACCAUGACCACAGCCCCACUCCUUAACCUGGAAAACAACACAACUUGUCUGCCUUCCUCCUGGACUUAAUAAAGUUUUCACAUUCAACUUUACACUGGGGUUGGGCGGUAUCCAGAUUUUCAUACCUUCAUACCGUUCCUGUACCAUACCGGGUUAUACGGGAUUACCGUCAGUGUGCACAAGGGGCGCUAUUUAUUUUCAAAUGUAAAAAGUGAUAUAUAUAUAUAUAUAUAUAUAUAUGUUGGGGUCCCAACAAAUGAUAACAAAUUACUAGUGAAUUCCCAUAGCGGAUGCUAGCUAAAUGCUAACAAGCGCAAGCGAACAUAAAUGAAUUGCAAGAACAGAUAACCAUCUCAAAAGGCUACUUACAAUUUGCUCUAGUACAAAACAAAUGUUCAAUAGCAGGGAUCUUGAUCCAGUAGGGAUUGAUUGUCUUUGCUGUAACCGAGAAGCUUGAUCUAGCUGCAUAGCUGGAGCCCUGAGAUGGUGAUCAUUUAUUUGGCACAUCAUAGAUGGUUAAUUUAUAUUUAUAAGCAGUGGCAUAGCAGACGGUACUGAAAAUCAUACCAUCUGUAUUUCAAAAUGUCCCGGCAUACGGUAUGUUGCCCAAGCCUACGCUGUGAGAGUGGGUGGAAUAUUUAUUUCCAUUCUCACAGACUAAGGCUAUGCUCAUUUUACCUGCUGAAACGCCAACCUUACCUCUGCUUUGUGCUAAUGUAUCAACGUGUACAUAUCUUGUAUAGUCAUAAAUUACUAAUUUACAAUAAGCCAAAAGCAAUUAGAAGCAGGAAUGCUUUGCUUCAGAAACGGACACAACUUGAUACAAUGUUAAGAGUGUGCAAGCUAAAAUUAGAAUUGCAAAUAAAAAUAAUUUGAAAUCGA
Salvelinus fontinalis (brook trout) is the source of this 1305-nucleotide messenger RNA. RefSeq names its product SNARE-associated protein Snapin-like. Gene Ontology annotation, biological process: endosome to lysosome transport; lysosome localization; regulation of synaptic vesicle exocytosis. Gene Ontology annotation, cellular component: BORC complex; BLOC-1 complex; synaptic vesicle. Gene Ontology annotation, molecular function: SNARE binding. Bases 38 to 430 code for a protein of 130 amino acids. The transcript is spliced from 4 exons. The record is from RefSeq and is a predicted model, not a curated record. NCBI's taxonomy places the organism in Eukaryota, Metazoa, Chordata, Actinopteri, Salmoniformes, Salmonidae.